AUGAGGCGUGUGACUUCCACAAUCCACUUCUCCUGCUUUUCAUCAUUGCCACCUUCUCCCAUGGCAACCAGCGUCACCUGUACCACCACCCUACAAGACUCCAAGCAUAGAAUUACAAAAGAUAACGACUUAGACGUCGAAAGCCAGCAAGCCCCAGAAGCCUCCGAAGUCAUAUUUGAUUAUGCCAAAAGAGCUCAAUGGCUGAGAGCCGCCCUCUUAGGGGCUAAUGACGGCCUCCUUUCCACCGCCUCCCUGAUGAUGGGUGUCGGUGCUGUCCGUGAAGACCUCAAGGCCAUGAUCCUCACCGGAAUAGCAGGACUAGUUGCCGGAGCAUGUAGCAUGGCCAUCGGAGAAUUCGUCUCGGUUUACUCCCAAUAUGACAUUGAAAUCUCACAAAUCAAAAGAGAGAUGAAGAGUAGUAGGAAUACUGAUAAUAACGAGUUGGAAGCAAAGAAAAAUGAGUUGCCGAGCCCAACAAAAGCCGCGGUGGCAUCUGGCUCCGCAUUCGCGGUGGGGGCGGCGGUGCCCCUUCUAGCAUCGGGGUUUAUUAGGGGAUAUUAUGUGAGGGUGGGCGCGUUGGUGGCUGCGGUGAGUAUGACAUUAGUAGGGUUCGGUGGGUUGAGUGCGGUACUAGGGAGGGCUCCGGUGGUGAAGUCCACCUCUAGGGUGUUGGUUGGAGGGUUGGUGGCUAUGGGGGUCACUUAUGGGUUGACCAAAGCCGUAGGAUCUACUGGUUUGGUUAGUACUUGAUUAACAUGAGUUUGGUUAGUACUUGAUUAACAU
Cynara cardunculus var. scolymus (artichoke) is the source of this 783-nucleotide messenger RNA. Its product is annotated as vacuolar iron transporter homolog 4-like. Gene Ontology annotation, biological process: intracellular manganese ion homeostasis. NCBI's taxonomy places the organism in Eukaryota, Viridiplantae, Streptophyta, Magnoliopsida, Asterales, Asteraceae. The record is from RefSeq and is a predicted model, not a curated record. Bases 1 to 750 code for a protein of 249 amino acids. Gene Ontology annotation, cellular component: membrane. Gene Ontology annotation, molecular function: iron ion transmembrane transporter activity; manganese ion transmembrane transporter activity. The transcript has a single exon.